GACCUUACCAAAUAAUGUUCAAAAAGAAAAAAGACAAUGAAAUAUACACAUUUUGUGUGUGCUACUUUGAUCAGUUAAAGCCAUUGUAAUAUGGUAAUCUAUCUUGAACACACAACAUGUUCAUAGAUGACCUUGUUUCCGUUGAAUCACGAGUUAAGUAAACUUAUUCGCGAGUUAUUGUAGAUAAACAGAACCAUUGGUUUGCUGUUUCUUUAAAUAUCCCAAAAUAUUUUCACCAAAUCCAGAUGGUAAAAUUUUUCUCUUGUCUAUUGAAGAAGCGGAACAUGGUUGGAUCGCUGCCCGUUCAUUAUGUUGACACCAAAUACGAGAAAGCCACUUUUGGCAUGGGCUGUUUUUGGUCUGGUGAAUCGCUGUUCGGGGGGCAAAUUGGUGUAUUGCGAACAAAAGUAGGGUAUUCAGGUGGCACCAGUCCAACGGCCAAGUAUAGAGAAAUAGGCGAUCACGUGGAAUGCGUUUCAGUGGAUUAUGAUCCAAAGAAAAUUUCUUAUAAGCAACUAUUGGACUUAUUCUGGAACAAUCAUGAAUACGGAUUAACCAAGCGUGUCAAACGGCAAUACUCGUCGUUGAUUUUGUACCAUACCGAUGCACAAAAACAAGCGGCCAUGGAAAGUAUACAAGAGGAGAGAGUUAAACGUGCACCAGAAAUCAUUAUUACCGAAAUUGCUGAAGCUGGCCCAUUUCAUCCAGCAGAAGAUUAUCAUCAGAAAUUCCGAUUGCAAGCACAUAAGGAGUUCGUGAAAAGUCUACAGCUCAACAGUGAAUUACUUCUGAAAUCAUUCGUAGCAGCAAAAUUGAACGGAUAUUUAGUUGGCGUUGGUGGCCUAAAACAAUUCGAAAAAGAAUCUUCCGAAUUGGGACUGAGCCCAACGCAACUUGAAUAUGUUAGAAAAUAUGUCAUAAAAAAUGCUGGUGCUGGACUUUCUUGCUAAUUAAUUUAAUUGUAAAAAAGAGUGCCAGCUCACAAAUUUGAUGACAUUCAGCAAAUAUCAACAGAUGAUAACGUCAAAAUUAUAUUCUUUGAAUGUGGCAUAAACGUCAUGCCACGGCUGCUGAAAUAGAGCACAAACU
This is a messenger RNA of Sitodiplosis mosellana (orange wheat blossom midge), 1089 nucleotides long. RefSeq names its product peptide methionine sulfoxide reductase-like. The coding region runs from base 246 to 950 and encodes 234 amino acids. NCBI's taxonomy places the organism in Eukaryota, Metazoa, Arthropoda, Insecta, Diptera, Cecidomyiidae. Gene Ontology annotation, molecular function: peptide-methionine (S)-S-oxide reductase activity. The transcript is spliced from 5 exons. The record is from RefSeq and is a predicted model, not a curated record.